Molecule: messenger RNA, 260 nt
Organism: Amoebophrya sp. A25
Lineage: Eukaryota; Dinophyceae; Syndiniales; Amoebophryaceae
Source: the annotation of a GenBank genome assembly
CUUCUUACUUCUGUGCAGAAUCACCGUGAGAGAAACAUCUGGAAACGAGAGCACAAGAUCUGUGCAGGAAUAAUACGCACGUUCAGCGGCUGUUGCUGUUCUUCAAUCCCGACUGUGAGCGUGAUUGCAUGUCUGUCGUUGAGCGAGAGAGCGACUCCAAUCUAUAACUAAGUAUCUAUUUUCCCCUGUGUGACAGCACAAUCUCUAUAUCUCUGAGGCUGAGACAGAGACGAGAUCAUCUUCGCGUGUGAGUUUGCGAC